Messenger RNA from Melanotaenia boesemani (Boeseman's rainbowfish), 2102 nucleotides. It is a transcript of the gene polr1d, whose product is annotated as RNA polymerase I and III subunit D. The record is from RefSeq and is a predicted model, not a curated record. Gene Ontology annotation, molecular function: DNA-directed RNA polymerase activity; DNA binding; protein dimerization activity. NCBI's taxonomy places the organism in Eukaryota, Metazoa, Chordata, Actinopteri, Atheriniformes, Melanotaeniidae. The transcript is spliced from 5 exons. Bases 65 to 436 code for a protein of 123 amino acids. Gene Ontology annotation, cellular component: RNA polymerase I complex; RNA polymerase III complex. Gene Ontology annotation, biological process: DNA-templated transcription.
UUCUGCCUGUCAGACAGCGCGGAGGGGUAAAUACCACAUUUUGAACGUAAUAAGACCGUGAAGCAUGGCCGGUGAGAGUGAAAAGAAACGAGUACUUGAGAUGGUCCAGGCUGAUGGCGCCGACGAGGGCUGUGUGACGUUCGUACUGCAUGAGGAAGACCAUACGCUGGGCAACUCCCUCAGAUACAUGAUUAUGAAGAACCCGGAUGUGGAGUUCUGCGGCUACACCAUCACCCAUCCGUCUGAGAGCAAGAUCAACUUUCGCAUUCAGACACGAGGGGGAGUUCCAGCCGCUGAGCCGCUGCGGAAAGGCCUGAAUGAUCUCCAUGAAGUUUGUCAACAUGUUCUCAACACCUUUCAGGCAAGAGUUAAUGAGUUUAAAGAAAAAGAGGAGCAGCCCAUGGAGCUACCGGCAUCGCCUACACAGGACUGUUGAGCUGUCAGAGGCGAAAUUACCUGAUAAAAUUGGUAAAAAGCUUUUGAGAUACUGGAGGAAAAAUUACUCCGACCUUCCAGAAAAAUCCAAUAAUGUCACGUUGAAGUGUUUGUACAGUUUUGUAUUGGUAUGAUGAUCACACUGAUUUAUCAUGUGUGUAAUAAAUGUGCACAAGUUUUGUGUUUAUCAUUCCUGUCUUCUGGAUUGAUGAGUGGAUCAAAUUUAAAACAAGAAACUUGCCAUCAGACUCUUUAAUUUUCCUAUUUUUGGGGUGAAUUUCGUGCAGACCUUGUAACACUUCUCACUCAGCCAUUUUACUGCUUUGUUCAAUGUUUAUUUUCACAGCCUCUCAUGUAACACCAUACUGAAGGAUGUCCAGACCCUAAAUGACAAGUCUGUCAAACAGCACAUCGCUCUCAUUGGUCCUUUGAAGCCAGAUUUGAUGAGUGGAGAAGAACUGGGAGCUGGAAUGGCCUUAUGAAUGUCCUUAUUAGUAAAGGAAUGUGGUGUGAGGGAGCCAGAAAGACGGAGGGGGAAAACUAGGAUGAGAUGUGUGAAUAAUUAGGCUGGAGUUAUUUGAGGUCAAUGAAAUCCUUCUAACGGUCACAUGAUGUGGGAACAGACCGUAGCGACUUCAGCUAAAAAAAAGAGAGGUCAGCUAAGUUUUGACAUGUGUGCUUAUCAGGAAAAAAAAGAGUAUUUAUUUGCAGAGACUUGAGGAAAAAGAUUAAAGCCAUGUGUACUAGUUAUUGAAGGAAGAAGCUAGCGUUGCUGGUACAGGAAUAAGCUAUCAACCUGCACCUGUGACAAUGUUUAAGGGACUUAAAAGAUUCAGUCCAGUUCACUGUAAACCGGUGUUGAAACAAAAUUGUAUUAUAAUCUAAAUUAGUACGGUUAAUUUUAAUUGUGUUAAUAUAAUGCCACUUUAUGAAAUUUUGCCUUUCUGAGGAAAUCUGUGGGUUACACUGAAUAUCCACUUCAGUGUGGUUCCCCAUCCUGAGCAUGAGGGGACGUUGGAAAGAAAAACCUCCAUUUUAACAGGAAAAAAUCUCCAGUUCAACCAGACUCAGGAUCAUUUACCUCCCAUCAAUCAGCCUAAUGGACUAAUAUGAAAAUCAGAUUUUCUCAACAGACCUGCUGCAGCGGAACAAGUGAGGGUGUCUCGUUGUAAGAAGUUAAGCAUAUUUGAGUUUCAGACGUCAGUUUUUGAUUAGGACGGUUUUGUUUCCAAGAAGCAGAAAUAAUCUUUGUAAUUGUGUUUGUCAAAUGACCUUUGAGUCUAUGAAACUAGAGCAGCUGCACUUUUAGAACAUGUCAUUUUCAAAGUUUCAUUUAGUUUUUUAUUUUGUUAAAACCCUUGAAUUAAAGGUGAGACACAAAACUAGAUUUGAUACUGUUAAGCUGUUGCAGUGGCAAGGAAGGGUUUGAUUUUAUUUUGUAGCAAAACUGCUUAUUAUCUGUACUUAAGACAAACUGGUGAAAUAUUUUGUUAGGCACUCAGCUUUGGUAAACACCUGAUAGACUCAGAUUUGACUUUCAACAGCCGCAUCAAAGCAGCCACUAAGAAGCUUUUUACCAGCUCAGAAACAUCAACAGAAUGAAAAGUUUAGUCUCCCAGAAAGACCAAGAGAAACUCAUCCAUGCAUUCAUCUCCAGUAGGCUGGAU